Molecule: messenger RNA, 909 nt
Organism: Cyphomyrmex costatus
Lineage: Eukaryota; Metazoa; Arthropoda; Insecta; Hymenoptera; Formicidae
Gene: Pburs
Product: bursicon subunit partner of burs
Exons: 2
Coding region: 414-833 (139 amino acids)
Biological process (GO): G protein-coupled receptor signaling pathway
Cellular component (GO): bursicon neuropeptide hormone complex; extracellular region
Molecular function (GO): neuropeptide hormone activity; G protein-coupled receptor binding
Source: RefSeq, a predicted model, not a curated record
UAAAAAUAUUCUCCAAUCUUGUCGAGCGUAUACCUCAAAACAUGAUAAACUCACAAACGAAAAAACCUUCGGCAAAAUCACAUUACUUAAACACGUGGUCAAUUCCAUUAUGUGGUACACGAGACAUAAAAAACCCAUUAGCUGAUAUAAUGCAAAACAUCGAGAAAGCAAUGUUCCGGGUGAAAAAAAAUCGAGCACUGAGCAACUACUAAAAGCAGGAAAGUCGUUACCUCCUCACCGACUGAAUUACGCUAUUAAAACAGCAGGGGAUCCUUACCACCUUUAGCUUUUACAGGCUACGAGGAAGAAGGGUAAACAUUAUCUAUAAAAGGGUCCGUUUGAUUCUCUCUCCUUUCAUUUUAUCUGGAAACUUCUAUGGUGAUUGUUUGUUAAAUAUCAAUAAAAACAAUAUAAUGUUGGUAGCCCCAAAGUCUCUGCUAGUUCUCGUGGUUUACGUUACAAUCAGUGAUGCUGAAAUAACCGAGGUAGAUGACGAAAGUUGCGAGACUCUACAAUCAGAAAUACGUAUUACUAAAGACGAAUAUGACGACUUAGCACGUCUGAAAAGAACAUGCAGCGGUGAUGUAUCGGUCACGAAAUGCGAAGGAUUCUGUAACUCGCAAGUACAGCCAAGCGUCGUAACUACUACGGGCUUCUCAAAGGAGUGCUACUGUUGCCGUGAGAGUUAUCUGAAGGAAAGAUCCGUCAUCUUAAAUCAUUGCUACGACGCGGAUGGAAUCAAAUUGAUAGGCACGGAGGACGACGCAAUGAUGAUCAAGAUACGGGAACCCGCUGAAUGUAAAUGUAUAAAGUGCGGCGACUUCGCGAGAUAAGACAGCAACGACUCGAAAUAUAAAUUAUUAAUUUCUCAGCAAUGAAAUUGCAACGAUUAUAUGUGACAGUUAUAUC